AGGAAGAGUGAUUUAUUGCACUGAUUCCAUCAAUGAACCUGGGGAUCUUGACUUGCAUUCGUCCUGCUUUCUGCAGCUACUGGGAUGGUGUGUCAUAGAUGAUGGAGAGGCUCAAGGGUGACAAAGCGUGAGACAUCCGGCCUUGAUAAGCCUCGUGGGACUCAAGCCUCAUGUCAUAGAUGUCAUGAUGGAACCUGGUGACGUCACAAACCAUAUGGUGAGCAGUUUAGUGUUUCCAUUGGAAAGCUUGCUUGAGGUCAGGAUCCAGGCCUCGAGCUGCAUCCCUUGGUGUCCAAGGCGAGGAGAUGAAGUAUUCAGAGCUGGUAACACCUAAAAACGUGGUGUCUGCAGCUACAGGAGCUGGUGCAAUCUUCCUGGUGGCCAAGACCAUCAUGGCAGUGAUCAAGUGCCCUCCCUAUAACCCACGGCCACUUACCUUAGUGACCAGACUUUCCCAGGCCCACCAUAGUAAAAUUAUGAUGGAUUCUGGAGAACUCAGGGGACUCUUGGCCUCCCUCAGUCUGAGGCUAGAUGACUACUCCAAGAAUAUGGUACUCCAUGGCAUCACACGAUGUGUUUAUCUACUGGAUACAGAGGCAUCUGCGUGUACCUAUGAGGACAUCAAACUAGUGGCAUCAUUCCUGGAUGAUCCAGAUGUGGGCAUCAAGAUUCAGACUCUGCAUGCCCUCAAGGCCUUCACUGGCAUCUGGAAGUUUAGAAUUAAAAUUCAGGAGUUUAUCCCUAAAGUUCUUGAAACAAUCACCAGUAUAUGGGACAACGAUGUCCACGUUGCUGGACUGAGGUUACUGAAUGGGUUGGCAUUGCCGGAUCACACGCAUGCGCUGCUGAAAAAGCGCAUGCCAGGCUUAAUGGAGAUUCUGCAGAUGGGGAACAACUUGACCCAGGUGCAGGUUCUGAAAUACCUGAGCAUGCUAGCCCAGAAAGAAGAUCUGUUAUUUGACAUCAUGAAUUGCCAGGUGUACCCUGAAUUCCUCAACCUUUUCCAACCUUCCCAGCCUGGGAACCUGCUCUCUGAGCUGCUGGUGUUCGUGGAACGACUUUGUGAGGGCCGCUUGACUCCCCACUACCAGUCGGUGCAUUGGCAGUACAAUGAGUCGUCCCUUCAUGAGGUCCUCUUUGGAGAUGACUCCCGCCUUGCCGACUGCCUUCUCUCCCUCAUCAUUCACCCUGAGGAAGGGGUGCAGAUCCAGGCCUGCAGGGUCAUCCUGAAACUCCAGCUGAACGAGGAAGGAGAGAUUGCUCGCAUCCGCCACUCGGACCCCAUCUUCAGCAGCUUCUUCAGUGACUCCUUUAUUGAAUCCACGUGUUAAACCCUUGCAGAAUUUAAGAGAAUUAAAUUAUUUAAACCAGAACCAUCAUGGGAAACUAGUAAG
Messenger RNA from Elgaria multicarinata webbii, 1394 nucleotides. RefSeq names its product armadillo repeat-containing protein 12-like. Gene Ontology annotation, cellular component: nucleus. NCBI's taxonomy places the organism in Eukaryota, Metazoa, Chordata, Lepidosauria, Squamata, Anguidae. The transcript has 6 exons. The record is from RefSeq and is a predicted model, not a curated record. Bases 306 to 1331 code for a protein of 341 amino acids.